Molecule: messenger RNA, 3309 nt
Organism: Botrytis cinerea B05.10
Lineage: Eukaryota; Fungi; Ascomycota; Leotiomycetes; Helotiales; Sclerotiniaceae
Gene: Bcrum1
Product: Bcrum1
Exons: 5
Coding region: 1102-3174 (690 amino acids)
Biological process (GO): regulation of DNA-templated transcription; DNA-templated transcription
Molecular function (GO): DNA-binding transcription factor activity, RNA polymerase II-specific; DNA binding; zinc ion binding
Source: RefSeq, a predicted model, not a curated record
GACCAGUCUUACAAGGUACAAUUGACGUGUCUUUCAUUACCUUGGGGCUGAAAGACUAUUUCCACCUGCCGAAGUUCUACCGAAUAUCACAAUUUCCAGACAUUCAACUACCUAACUCAAAGGGAACCCGAACACACGAAAUAUUUCCUUACGCGACCAUAUUACGCACGCACGACUCCAUGAACCUAAUAAGAUUACCCUUGUACUGUAGUCGCAGUAUUUGAAUACUGUCGACUUUGGAUAAGCAAUGAUGUAGCUCUUGGAAUCACAUCACCACCCGCAAAGAUUCCGCGAAAUCGAAGCGAUUCGGCGUUCUAAUGCCAACAUAACACGCUAUCCCGCGUCCAUACAGACCUUUUACAUAUCUCCAAAGGGUCGAAGUGACAUCUCUGAGUGUGCAAGUUUCCCACUGGGUAGUUGAAUCGGCACAAACUAAACGCAAGACACAAUCUGCCUUGUUCGCGGCCAUUUGUAUCCGUCGUCUUAAGCGCCAGCAAUAUGCGAAAUCAUGUUCGGAUCCUUUGAAGAGAAGAAUGGAAAGUUCUAACACAGACCAUCAGCGGUUCCCUGAGCCCCCUACUAAUCUUGUUUCGUGGUAGCCACAUUACCACGCUGCCAUGUGUUAUCUGGAACUUGCCUGUAACAUUUCUGUAUGCUGAAUAGCACAGGAUCCAUUCCUACUUCGCAUGCAAGGCCAAAGGUCCAAGAUACCAAGACAUUAUUAUGCUUUCGAGUUUGAGCUUGAGCUUAAGCUUAAAAUUGGUGCUGUAAGUAUCUUCACACGAUUAUCACUUAAGUGGGUCUGUUCAGUUUCUGGGGUUCGUUCGCGUUGAUUACCAUGUUCUAGGAGUUUAAUAUCCAAGAUUAAUUAUGGAGGCUCAAGCAAAGAUGGGUAUCCGCAGGAUUUUGAUACAGGUCUACCUGGUCUUGUACUGUCGACCAGGUUGAAUCUUUUUGAAGGGAGACAACUACUUUCGUAACAUUUAUUAACCAACUCGCCUGUAGUGGAGAUUACUUUCUUACGUUUCUAUAGUUCUGGCCUCUCUUAAUUAUAUUGCUUGAUUUAAAGUUUGUGGCUAUUCCAACAACACUUCUUCAAACAUGUUAAGCUACGAAACGACACUACUUGAAAUUGAAUUGCCUCGAAGUUCCUACUGGCCCCAAUCAUCAGAUUCUAUUGCCCAUUUUCAACCAAGAUCAUAUACACCAAAGAUGUCACUAAGCCCUCCUGGAAGUCCAAGUAGUGUAGAGUCUAGUGGUAUUAGACGAUAUCGCAGGACUACGGCUUGUACAACAUGCCGUGAUAGAAGAGUAAAAUGUAGCCGCGACAGGCCAUUCUGCACCCAAUGUAAAAAGGGGGGACGACCAUGUAAAUACCUAAACAGCGAAAUACCCGAAUUUGAGUUUAUUGAAGUAAAUUUAUCAAGGAGUCCGGGUAGGAAGUCGCCAUCGCCAGUUAUGUCAAAUCCAAUCACCGAAAGGAAAUCCGGUAUCAAGUCAAAAGCAACCAGUCGGGCGUUGGGUAAAGCGUCUCAAAUACCGUCGUCUCCUUUCACCGCAAAGACCCUGGCGAAUGAUAUGGAUACUCAGUCCCAUCAGCCCAUCAAAAGUUUAGCGAUUACCCUAGGUGCACUUGGCGAAGAUUUCAUCUCCUAUUUUCGGACGAAAGUUCCAGCACGAGAAGUGUGUGACCAUUUCUUGAAUAACUUUAUAGGACUACAAUUUUCAGUGCCCAUAUGCCAUAUUGAUACUCUUAUAGAUGAGUACAUUAGCUUCUGGGCCAAUCUGUCUCCUGAGACCUCGGUUGAAUCUACCCUACUCAUCUUAGCUAUUUUGUAUUGUGGGGCCGUCAAUUCUACCAUCAACAUUUCACAAUCAACAACAUUACACGAUCUAUACGAACAGCUAUUAGAUAUAGUUAAUCUUCCAACAUAUAAUUGCGUACACAGAGGAUCAUCUUCCAUCCAGCUUCUGCAGGCUUACCUUCUUGUAAACACAUUCCAAGCUAGCACAUCAUCCUCACAGUUCCGGUAUGGAUUUUUACCCCACGCAAUCAGACUCGCUCAAUCUUUACAGCUCAAUUUCGACAAACCAUAUCAAAGUAAUAAUAUGCAAGCUGAAGUUGAGAAGAGAAUCUGGUGGCAUUUGCUGUUUUUGGAUCUUCAGUCGACGAUCAUGACCGGCGCACCUUCACUCAUAACUAGACAUGGAUGCACAAACAAUGUUUCGUUGCCCAUGGUGCUAAAUCAUGCCUCUAGCCAAGAUUCAACUUCACCAAUGAUGGCCGCCUUUUACGGUCAAUGCCAGUGGGUGCGCUGCAUGCGCGACUGGCUCAUAAAGAUGCCAAAGCAGGAAGAUGUGGUUUGUCUUGUUGAAAGCAUUGAGAAUCUUCUAAAUUUAUUACCGGAAGUGAAAGCAGAGAACUUGGGACCGCGGGCGUACCUGAGAUUAUUGACUGAUAGUGUAUAUUGCCUUCUCGGAUUGAACUUCUGCCAGGAAAAGCAAUUGCGGGAUAUUGGGUGGUACAGUGAUAUUGUCCGGGCUGCAAGUUCAUUCCUGCAAAACUACCUUUAUCUAUGCGACAUGAAAUCUGCAGCACCAUUGAAGUCGGCUCUCCCUGGUCUCAUACAGCCACACCACGCUGUUUUUAUCCUCCUCAGGCACCUUAGUUUGUGCACUUCCUUGGACGCCAAAGCUCAAUCGCUGAAAAUUCUGGUAGACAGAUUCUUCGAUGCCGACAUAUCUAGCCCCAGAGUUGGCGCCAGUCGUGCCGUUUCUAGAUCGCCAGAGUUCACUCACUACAGCCCUAAUUCUCGGAUGUCUCGCAAGUCAUAUGGAAACCCUCGCCAAGAUCUUCUCAUACUACUCUAUAGGAAAAUCCAUGCCAAACUAGACUGGGAUACACCAAAAUUCACGGCCAUGCCUCGCUCGACUUCUCAAAAUAUGGGGGUCUUGCCACAACUUGAAGGCUUGGUCCCGCGAGAAACGAAGAGCAACAUAGUCUCCAUUGAGAAUUCGGCAAGCGGGUAUGAAGGAACUAAAUGGAUGGAAUUGGGAAUGGAGAUGAGCACGGAGGAUUGCAUGAUGGAUAGGGAGUUGGAUGAUGUACUUAGAGGUGGACGAGAUGUAUGGAACAAAUGGGAAAGACUGAUAGGUGCGGUUUUCAAGUGCUGAAAACCGGACUUUGAGAUAAUUGGACACGGAAAGAGGCCUUUUGUCACUGGCUUGUGACUUAUGGAAUAUCUUAGUCUAAUAGCAGAAACAGAAUCUUCACAAUUUGGUCACAGAUCUUUAGUAUUCUCAGAUGCA